Molecule: messenger RNA, 1269 nt
Organism: Solanum stenotomum
Lineage: Eukaryota; Viridiplantae; Streptophyta; Magnoliopsida; Solanales; Solanaceae
Product: indole-3-acetic acid-amido synthetase GH3.6-like
Exons: 4
Cellular component (GO): cytoplasm
Molecular function (GO): indole-3-acetic acid amido synthetase activity
Source: RefSeq, a predicted model, not a curated record
AUGGCUGAGGAAAACAAGAAGAAUCUUGAAUUUAUUGAAGAGGUGACUACCAAUGUUGAUGAAGUACAAAAGAGAGUUCUUCAUGAAAUCCUCACUCGAAAUGCUAACGUUGAGUACUUGCAACGCCAUAAUCUGAAUGGUCAUACUGAUAGAGAGACGUUCAAGAAAUUUGUACCUGUUAUCACCUAUGAAGAUAUUCAGCCCGAUAUCAAUCGUAUAGCCAAUGGCGAUACAUCCCCAAUCCUAUGCUCCCAGCCCGUAUUUGAAUUCAUUUCAAGUACUGGGACGUCGGGAGGGGAGAAGAAAUUGAUACCAACAACAGAGGAAGAGCACGGGAGGAGACAUCAACUUUACGGCCUUGUGAUGUCUGUGGUGAGCCAAUUUUUUCCAGAUUUGGAGAAGGGCAAAGGAAUGUAUUUCUUGUUCAUAAAGUCUGAAGACAAAACCCCCGGAGGAUUAUUAGCUCGUACUCUUUUAACUAGUGUUUGCAAGAGUAGUCAUAUCAGAAGCAGCAAUAGUUAUGUGUCUCCCUACACGAGUCCAAUUGAAGCCAUUCUCUGCCUAGACUCUUACCAAAGCAUGUACUCCCAAAUGCUUUGUGGCCUCUGCCAAAACAGAGAAGUCGUUUGUGUUGGCUCAGUGUUUGCAUCUGCCUUCAUCCGUGCCAUGCGAUUCUUGGAGGAUCACUGGUCUCUACUAUGUAACGAUAUCCGAACAGGAACCAUUAACAACAAAAUUACUGAUCCUUCAGUAAGAAAGGCUGUGAUGAAAAUCCACAAACCAGACUCAGAGUUGGCUGAUUUCAUCGAGGCUGAAUGCAGCAAGGAUUCAUGGGAAGGAAUCGUCACUAGGCUGUGGCCUAAUACCAAGUACGUGGACGUAGUCGUGACUGGAGCCAUGUCUCAAUACAUACCAAUGCUCGAUUAUUACUGCAAUAGCCUCCCUCUCGUCAGUACUACGUACGCUUCCUCAGAAUGUUCCUUUGGGAUCAACUUGAACCCCCUUUGUAAGCCCAGUGAAGUAUCUUACACACUUAUUCCCAUCGUAGACUAUUUCGAGUUCUUACCGAUUCACAGGAGCAAAUUGGUCGAUUUGGUUGAUGUCAAGAUUGGCCAGGAGUACGAGCUUGUUGUUACCACAUAUUCUGGACUGUAUAGAUACAGGGUGGGUGAUGUGCUUCGUGUUUCUGGAUACAAGAACAACGCACCUCAAUUCAACUUUAUACGCAGAGAAAAUGUGAUCUUGAGCAUUGAUUUUGAUAAAACUAAU